AUGGGUGGAGUUGCUUGUGUUUAUUCGGGGCAACCUUUUGAUACUGUAAAAGUGAAGAGCAGACCUUCCCCCCUACAUGUACAAAAAUGUGUUGACUGUGCUGUAAAGACUUACAAAGAACGUGGCAUUCGGGGAUUCUACCAAGGACACUCUCCUGCCCUAAUGGCUAAUAUAUCAGAGAAUGCUGUGCUGUUCCUGUCUUACGGGUUUUGCCAAAGAGUAGUGAGGAGUCUAUCUGGAAUGGACAGCAAAGCUGAGCUCAGUGAUAUACAGAAAGCUGCAUCUGGCUCAUUUGCCUCUGUCUUCGCCUCAUUGGCCAUCUGCCCAACAGAGCUGGUCAAGUGUCGCCUUCAAGCAAUGCAUGAAAUGAAAACUUCAGGAAAACUUGCAGAAGGACACCCCAGUACAGUAUUAGUAAUACUGUUUGGCGGUGAUCAGAACGUUCUGAAAACUGAUGGCCCUCUUGGCAUGUACCAAGGUCUGUCGAGCACUUAGUGAGGGAAAAUGCCUGGCUACUUUUUCUUCGUUGGUGGUUAUGAACUGAGCCGUACUCUUUUCACCGUGCAGGCCAGACCAAAAGCUGAUCUAGGUCCUAUACCCUUGAUGGUGAGCGGUGGUUUUGGAGGUGCCUGCUUGUGGAUUGCUGUUUAUCCAAUUGACUGUGUGAAAUCACGUAUACAAGUUCUCUCAAUGGCUGGGCAACAAGCUGGUUUCCUUAGUACAUUCCGAAAUAUUCUUAUGAAGGAAGGUAUUAAAGCAAUAUAUUCUGGAUUAACACCAACAAUGAUACGUGCAUUCCCUGCCAACGGUGCACUAUUUCUGGCCUAUGAACUGAGUAGAAAAGCUAUGAUGGACUACAUGAGUAACUGAAGUGCAGUCAGGGAAUGACUGAAGCCUUACUCCCAGGAAUUUGAUUGUGCUGCAAUAAGUUGAAUUUAGGGCCCAUCUAGAAAUUAAAACUGGAUAUUUUGUAUUCUACAUGGAAGUGGCAGUGCAAGGAAUUUCUUGGCAGGAACUGGAUUCAUGCAAAAGCAACUUAAAUUUGAAAUACUUAAUUACUGCCAAAGUUGACAUUUUGUAAAGAUUCAAUAUAUUUUCAAAUUCUGAGAAGCCUUUUUUCUGUGGACUCAAGGGGAGGAGCCCAAAGAUCCAAUACCACAAAUCAAGUUGGAAGAGCAACGAUGUCAAUUUGUAUUAAGAAAUAAGACACAGGGGUGGGUAACAAUGAGCUAGAGUUAUUUUGCCACACUUGUCUGAUUGUGGAAGCUGCCAUUCCUCACUGAUUUUCAAAAUGAAUGCUAUUAAAGUAGUAGGAUGA
Pristis pectinata (smalltooth sawfish) is the source of this 1318-nucleotide messenger RNA. It is a transcript of the gene slc25a15a, whose product is annotated as solute carrier family 25 member 15a. Gene Ontology annotation, molecular function: L-ornithine transmembrane transporter activity. The record is from RefSeq and is a predicted model, not a curated record. NCBI's taxonomy places the organism in Eukaryota, Metazoa, Chordata, Chondrichthyes, Rhinopristiformes, Pristidae. Gene Ontology annotation, biological process: mitochondrial L-ornithine transmembrane transport.